AUGCCUUGUCUGCCUGUCGGAGAAGCCUGGUUCUUCUCAGAAGCCGGCCUCCUCAUAGACGAUUGGCCCCGAGGCGGGCCAUCCGAUGCCGGGCUCUGGCAGCACUCGCCGCCCGAACAGCAUCCCAGCCUCACGACGGCCGUCUACUUCAGCUUGCCCCUUUUGCCGGCAGCAACGCUCCUCUUGGCUUUGGUCAAUCUGGCGACGGGAGCCAAGGCGAUCGUCUGUCCCCCCGGGCGCCCCCGGCCCCAGUUCGGCCGACUAGCGCAUCAGUUGAUCGCUUUCUACCUCGUCUCCGGCACUUCGGCCGGCCUGGCCUGGUUCACGGCCCUGCCGCGCUACAUUCCGCUGGCCGGAAGACGAGCCCUGACAACCGUUGUCAUGCCGUCGAUUGACACUGUCGGUGGGGUGAAUUCGUCGAGUCGACAGCUGAUCGGCCAGUUGCCAGCUCUGCUCACGAUGCAGUCGAUCCUGCGUCUGACGAGUGUGUGGUUGGUGAUCAAUCUGUUGGUGGAGCGCUGCUCCCUUCUGGCCAAAACGGCCCGGCAACCGCGAGUGCUCCUCUGCCCGGCCGGGCCAGACAGGCCCGAGUGCCGAGCCCAGUCUCGAGCCGGGUCGCACCCGGCGCCGGCCGAACCGGCCUCGGCCGUCCGAGACGAGGCCGGGCCCGAGGCCGUCUGCCCGACGGCAGACGCGACGAGCCGGCCAGCCGGUUCGUCCCGCCUCGGCCGACUGGUACGUCGAGGACGUCUUCGCUGCCGACGCAUCUGCCGACGCCUGGCCGUCUGGUGCGCGGCCAAGUGCUGCUGCAUCGACGACCUCGAGUUGGCCUGUUGCUACUCGUGCCGUCGGCGCUAUUCGCGCUGGUCCCGACGCCACGGUCUCCAGGCGCUGCGCAGAUCGUGUCACCGGCGCCGGCAAACGGUACAGCCGAACUCGGCUCGAGUCCCGCCCAAGGCGCAGCCUCAGGACGGCCUGCCGGGCCUGCUCUGUGCCACCCUUUGCACCAGCGCCCUGUUCGCAUUGGCCGCGUUGGCAACCUGUUUGCCGCAGCUAUGGGCCUAUCGUCUGGACCACUUGGAACCGCCGCCGUUGCCACCGCCGCCGGGGCCGGCAGCAACGACAGCGUCGGCCGAAGACGCGAUGACGGGCCGCUUGGCGGUCGCCUGGCGACUCGAACAUCGCGUCUUUCCGGCGCCGGUCUACGAGUACUAUCUGGCCAGUGUGUCUCUGUUGCUGCCCGUCUGUCUGCAGCUCGGCCUGCUCGGUCUGUUGGCGGCCAGAAUCGGCCGUCUCGAUUCUCGUGUGCGUCGCGCCUUGGCGGCCAACCUGCACGACACGUUGGAAACGAAGUUGCCCCAGCGACAGAUGAGCAACCGGCAUCGGUGGCUGGACGUUCGUCUCGGCUGGCUGCAACGCGACAACAUGGUGAGUCUGGGCUUGGGCGUCUGUCAUCUGGUCACUUGGGCGCCGCACGCCAUCGCCAACACGUGUCUUCGUCUCUCCUGCCUCCUGGUCUCCGGCAACCGGCCGGCCGGUCGACUGGACACCGGUUGCCUGGGCAACCCGGGUGUCUGGCCGGCGAGCGGUGUUUGGGUUGUGUGUGAAUUGGUGCUGAUGGUUGGCGAACUGGCCUGUCAGGUGUUGAUCUUGAUCGCCAAAUCCUGGGAGGCCGGUUGCCACCGCCACUGGCACCAGCCAGAAGUGCCCAGUAUCUCGGGUUUCCUUGACGACUGUAAGAGGCAGGACAGGAAGGAGGCCCGAUGGGAAUCAGACUGCACACAUGCAGCGAAUGCGGGCGAGAGGGGCGAACGAUUGUCGGCGCGAGAAGACGACUCCGAGGCGGAUUAUGAAGAUGAGCAAGAGAGGCGGGAUGACGAAGAGUUCACUGGCUCGUCUACCGACUGCUGCCGUGCGCCGCAUUGCAUCGCUGAAAUGGCUCUUCUUCCCGACCUCGAAUUGCGUCUACACCAUGCACCAACGCACCGUGUUGACUGUCAUUUCGACCAGACCCCAACCGUUACAGUCGCCUCUUCGGGUCAACUUGUUGACCAAUCGGGCAAAUGUGGAAUCGGCCAGAAAUCACGUGAAGCCGUCUGGCAACUGCACACCUCAACGACUUGUCCACCAACACCCGUCGUCAUGACAACGCUAAGCCAGGCUGGCACCAGCCCGAUCGACCGGGUCUACUUUAGCCCCGACCUGACGGAGCCCGGCUCGCUGGCGUCGACACCGUCGGGCCGAAUUAUGCAGACUCAGCCGAGCCCCGAUGACUUCAUUGGCCGUCUUCACGUGGCCUCCGAUUGCCGAUACUACUCCCACCAACACCAGCCGCAUCCAAGUCAGUCACACCAACAACAGUACAUACCCAUCUGCCCUGCCGUCGAGGUGAACCAAUCAACUCCACUUCUGGGCCAGUCGUCACAGCACCAAUCGUCGAUCUAUUAUCCGCGCUUGAAUUGCCCCAGAAACGACGUCAACCGCCUCGCGACUGCUUUUCCUGUUGCCCACUCCGUGGGCUUCCCAGCCCAGACCGUCGCUCCUACAGCCUUGCGUCAUCCCCACCCUCCUUCAGGCCAUCUGACGGCGACACGAGCCACAGAAGCGGCGGAAACCGCAGAAACCGCCAUUCCCAACACCGUUGCCAUGGCGAGUGUCUCUUCUACACCGUUGAGUCAGUAUCGUCACACAAACAGACAUCCGGCCGACUCUCCGACUGGCCCGACUCUCGCGUCACCGCUCGCCUCACGCAGCCUUGCCUCACCGCCCCCCCUGCCGCCACUUCUGCCGACACCCCCUCCCGUACCAACGUCCGGAGGUGUCUAUUACGCCGCCGUCUCCGGCCCUCCUCACGACAACUCCGAGCAGACUGUCGGCCACUCGAUGGACCAAUCGGAAUUGGCGACGCAUUCACGAGUCCACCCAACCGGGUGUGUCUAUGUCUCGGGCAGCCUUGGUUUCUCGCCGAACGUCAGUCCAUUUCCGGUGCAUCGCGGUCGCCCUAGCGACCACGCACUCCUUCGAUGCGCUGUACAUCUUCCGGCCGUCGGCGGUGACGCUUCUGUUGCCUCCAGUCUGCACUGGCCGACGGUCAGUCUGGUACCGACGCGUCCGGUUGCCUGGCGCGAUGUCGAGGCGUCGGGUAGACGCGAAAGUGGACGCUGCAACGAAGGUGAUCCGCCCAACAAUCCGACCAUGCUGACCGAGUCCCGACUGUCGCGGUUGCCAACCAAGUGUAGGCCACUCGAGCCGAUGGAGGCUGUGUUGCUUGCCGGCCCUGACGACCUGGCCAGUACCGGCUGCUUGGACGUCUCGUUGCCGGGCUCUGCCAAUGGUUACACGCCGCCCAGUCAGAGUCUUCUGCAGACGGACUCGGGCAUCGGUCUACCAGGCGAACACUUUCACCAGCUGACGCUGGCCAGAGAGCCUGCGGAGGGGCUGGGGCUGGGGUUGGGGUUGGGGCUGGGGUUGGGGUUGGGGCUGGGG
Molecule: messenger RNA, 3486 nt
Organism: Protopolystoma xenopodis
Lineage: Eukaryota; Metazoa; Platyhelminthes; Monogenea; Polystomatidea; Polystomatidae
Source: the annotation of a GenBank genome assembly